This is a messenger RNA of Physella acuta, 2140 nucleotides long. Its product is annotated as TBC1 domain family member 22B. NCBI's taxonomy places the organism in Eukaryota, Metazoa, Mollusca, Gastropoda, Physidae. The record is from RefSeq and is a predicted model, not a curated record. Gene Ontology annotation, biological process: activation of GTPase activity. Gene Ontology annotation, molecular function: GTPase activator activity.
CCUUCUUUGAGUUCACAAGUCAUGCGCAGUCAACUGCCGGCCAUGUUGUCAACAAAAUGUUAAAGUACGUUGCAAUGUAAAAUUAAAGGAACAUUUACUCGAAUUUAUUUCUUUUAUAAUCAUAAGUAUCAAAAAUGGAUCUGUCUUAUCGUAUAUAGAGUCUAAACUUCAGAUCUAUUACUAUCGUUUAGCCUUGAAAUGGCAUCUUUGAGCUCAGGGUCAUCCAGAGAAAAUAAGGCAGGAUUUUGGAAAAAGAGCUCAAGUGUACCCGGAAGUAUUAAGCCAGUCUAUGGAGCACAGCAUCCUCCACCUCAAUCAAAUGUCAAUUUGCCAGGUUGGCCUCAGAAAAAAGAAGAUAAGGGCAAGAACAACAAAAGAGAUGCAUUCCAUGAAUUUGAAAACAAAACUUCUGACGCCUGGGAUGAUGGGGAUGAUGAUCUCAUCCAUAUGGCCAACCUGAAGCUGUCUCUCAAAGAUGUGCAGACAUCAGCCAAGCUUGUGCUAGACAAUCAUAGUAAAAAAGCUUUACAGAAACAACAAGAUAAUCAGCCUAAUCUCAAAAGUUCCUCACCACCUCAGUCAUACCAGCCUCAACACUCUCAUCAUUAUCAUCAAGGUGGGCCUGGUCUGGGGGUCAGGCUUAACAGUGGAGGCUAUCAGCCACCAAAGAUGACUUCUAUCAGAUAUGUAAGAAACACAGUCCCAGAUAGGGAGGCAGCACGCAAUGAGAAGUUUCAAGCCCUUUUUUCUGUGUCAUCUUUAGAUCUCAAUGAACUCCGUACACUUUGUUGGUCAGGGAUUCCUAAGGCUGUCCGCCCGACAGCUUGGAAGAUUUUGUCUGGAUAUCUACCCACUGCAGCAGAUAGACGUCAGGAGACAUUAGAGAGAAAGCGCAAGGAGUAUUUUGGUUACAUUGAUCAAUACUAUGAAACCAGAUACCAAGAUCUCCAUGAGGAAACAUUUAGACAGAUUCACAUCGACAUCCCUCGCAUGAACCCACUAAUCCCAAUCUUUCAGCAGCUAAUAGUGCAGGAAAUAUUUGAAAGAAUAUUGUACAUAUGGGCAAUACGUCACCCAGCUAGUGGCUAUGUACAGGGCAUCAAUGACCUGGUCACUCCAUUCUUUGUUGUCUUUCUUUCAGAAUAUAUUGAAAAUGACAUUGAGGUAGAAAACUGUGAUCUAACUGAGCUGUCACAAGAAACACGUAACUUGAUUGAGGCAGAUAGUUUCUGGUGCAUGUCUAAAUUGUUGGAUGGGAUCCAGGACAACUACACUUUUGCACAACCAGGCAUCCAGAUGAAAGUUAAUGCACUAAGAGAACUUAUUAAAAGAAUUGAUGCUCCCUUGUUCAACCACCUUGAUCGACAUGGAGUUGAGUUCCUACAGUUCUCCUUCAGAUGGAUGAACAACCUGCUGAUGCGUGAAAUACCUUUAAGGUGUACAAUACGACUCUGGGACACCUAUCAGUCAGAAAUCAAUGGUUUUGCUGACUUUCAUCUCUAUGUUUGUGCUGCCUUCUUGAAGCGUUUUUCAGAAGAUGCUCUUAGAGAGCAAGAUUUUCAGGGAAUAUUGAUGCUACUCCAAAAUUUACCCACUCUUCAUUGGAAAGACAAAGAAAUGAGUGAACUUCUAGCCGAAGCUUACAAACUCAAAUAUAUGUUUGCUGAUGCACCGAGGCACCUGCUACUCAAAUCUUGACCUUAGUUUUGUUGUUUUUAGUAGAGGCUGUAAAUUUGUGAAGUUGUUGGAUUACAAAAUUUUAUAGCAUGGAUUUAAAUGGAAUACUUAAUCUCUGUAUGCAACAUUAAAUUUGUUCUGUAAAUACUUUCAGUACACUUUUUUUAUGAUUGCUUUUAUGUCCUAUUUUAAAAUCUGGUUUAUUUUAGUUGGGCAGUAGUUGAAUUUUAUAACUUGUGUUUACCUAAGCUUCUUUGAAAAAAAACUGUCAGUGUGUACAUUCAAAAGCUGUGCAAUAAACUCAUCCGAUUUUAUUGUGUAUUGUCCCAAAACUUGAAUUUACAUAUUUAUUUGUUAAAUUGCUUAUUCUUAUUGUUUAAAUUACAUCUACUUGGUAAAAUAAUUUUUUUACAGGUGUAGGUUUUUUGUUUACUAUUUGAUUGAUUAUAAAAACUAUCACUUC